This is a messenger RNA of [Torrubiella] hemipterigena, 1872 nucleotides long. The record is from the annotation of a GenBank genome assembly. Lineage: Eukaryota; Fungi; Ascomycota; Sordariomycetes; Hypocreales; Clavicipitaceae.
AUGAGCUCUGGGUCGUUCUUGGGCUGCUUCGUUGAAUCCAACCAGGAAGUGACGGUUUCGUUGAGACUUGGCUCACCAGCUGGUCACGACAAUGACCUUCUUAAGUGCAAUGUCGACGAUAUCACAGUCUGCCGGCGCCCGUUAACAGCCGAGUUUGUCAAGCAGGAGCUUGCCGGUCACGAGCCGGGAAGAUUCAUGAGCCGCACAACGACAUACACGAAGUCAUCUGAUUAUAUCAAUGCGCUGCUUAUGAUAUCGGACAAUCAGAUAUCGAAAGCCGACGCCCUUGGUCUAGACAGCCGAUCGGUGUGGUUCGAACUCUACGCAAGAGCUCAGUUUGGGCGAAUUCGCACCGCCAUUCAUGACAGUGAAGAACCAAUGUUUUGCUUGGUACAUGGGGAUUCCAUGAUGCACCCAUCGAACUUCCUCUUUGAUGGCUACUUCAACCUGGUCGGUAUGAUUGACUGGGGAAAGAGCCGUGUGGUGCCGCGGCAAUUUUUAUGUGCACCAGCGUGGUUGUUUGCAACCUUCGACGCUAUGGUGCAAAACAUGGAUAAAUUCAACACCCUAACAAAGCCCUUCGCAGAGCUGCACGCGCCGCAUUUCACUCCCAAAAGCACAACCUCGCUUUGGCUAGAUGGCAAACAAGAAGCGAAUUACGCUCUGGAUGCAGCGGUUACGAUGGCACUGGUCGAACCAUGUCUAAUGUAUGAUCUAUAUUGGACGACGAUGGCCUCUCCUGCAGCUUGGAAAAGUACCUAUGACUCAUAUACAGCAUUCUUUUAUAAUGUUCUAGAGCCGGCGGUGUUGAGGUUCAUGCAGCAGUACGCGGAUGAGGAUACGGUGACAGACAUGGCUAUGCGACAGGUAAAUUAUUGGAUUACGGAGGACCCCCAAAAGAAGCGGGCAUUUAAAGACCCCGAGCUGGAUAUUUUCUUGGUCCAAGCGCAGAACAUAUCAAGCAAGGCUUUGUCUUGAACGCUUCAAGGCGUUGGCUCGGAAAUUCACCGGCUCGCUUUCUUGAUUACACUAUCAUAAACGUCGUUCCCACCCAAAAGAAACAUGAAUCAAAUGCAUUUAAUAGGUAUAUAUUCCACUGUUUAACUUGAAAGAAAAAAGAAAUAACAAUUGGAAUAUUUAUGGUGGCGAUAUGUUCGAAUAUGAGAGGGCGUAGCAAGCAGAUCACAAGCUCGCACUGCUGGCUGCCGUCUGGUAGCCAGCUCAACUCUGUGUCAGCCCACUGUCCAAAGAUACAUGAUCUACCAGUGAAAGUGCCUGGCCAUAUUCACCCCAACGACAUCCGCGACGACUCGUCGGGGUAGUUCAUGGUCACAUCUACCAGCAAUCACCAGCGUCCCGUUCUCAAGGUCAUCGCGCAAGACAGUGGCAGGUUCCGUUAAUUUUCGGCGCUAAAAUACCUCAACUGUAUUAUUGAGCACUGAAAGUCAUGAGAUCGCGCCCAGAUGAGCAGCUGUGGGGUUACAGCCAGCUAGCGUUGAACUCUAAUUACGCGGAGGAUGAACCAUUGGUCAACGGCCAUGGAAGCGUGGCCACGGCGCUUACACGAUGGUGGCGUCGCCUGCUAGUGUGUCCUACUAUGUAUGGGCGUUACGCUCACAGCGAAUGGGUUGCCCUAUCCAAUCAUUCUAAAACUAGGCUAUGGGGCCUUGCUUCAAAGGUGUAAACGGAAAACACAGGUUCAAAGUUGCCCAGUUUAAGGAGAAGCAGCGCUGUAGGGCGGCCAAAAAAGGUAUAUAAAGACUCACCAACCACUUUGUAUAUCGGAGACAAUACUAGCGAAAUCCUAUAUCAAGCACCUACCAUACUUUAAUUUACAAAUCAAUUCUACAGUAUGGCUGCUACUAUCGAAAC